Messenger RNA from Trichoplusia ni (cabbage looper), 1968 nucleotides. RefSeq names its product V-type proton ATPase 21 kDa proteolipid subunit (gene VhaPPA1-1). Bases 144 to 761 code for a protein of 205 amino acids. Gene Ontology annotation, molecular function: proton-transporting ATPase activity, rotational mechanism. The transcript has 2 exons. Gene Ontology annotation, biological process: proton transmembrane transport. The record is from RefSeq and is a predicted model, not a curated record. Gene Ontology annotation, cellular component: proton-transporting V-type ATPase, V0 domain. NCBI's taxonomy places the organism in Eukaryota, Metazoa, Arthropoda, Insecta, Lepidoptera, Noctuidae.
CUCUUCUUGUCUAUGACAACUUGUGAUCACAAGACCUCUUCGUUUUUGAGUUUUCUGUCAAGGCAAAAAUUGGGCGAAAAAAGGCCGUCCCUUUCGGGAAUAUCGGGUAAAACAGCUCCAAUUUGCUCAAUAAAUAUCUCAAGAUGAGGUACUUCCUAACCUACCUGUUCGUGCUGCUGCUGCUGAUCGUCCUACCAAUAUUUUCUAUGUACUAUCUUCUCAAUGGAAAGGGUGAGCAACUGAGCGUUGGAUGGUUCCUGGAGAAUACUUCCCCCUACAUGUGGGGAACGUUGGGAAUUGCAUUCGCCGUCGCGUUAUCAGUGGUGGGCGCUGCCAUGGGCAUCCAUACGACCGGAGUGAGCAUAGUUGGAGGUGGUGUCAAAGCGCCCCGAAUCAAGACCAAGAAUUUGAUCUCCGUUAUCUUCUGCGAAGCCGUGGCUAUCUACGGUUUGAUCACUGCCAUCGUGUUAUCUGGAAUGUUGGAGAAGUACACAGAGCCCCUGACUGACCCAAUCAUCAAGAACCAAAACUUCAUGGCUGGUUAUGUGAUGUUCGGUGCUGGUCUGGCCGUCGGUCUCGUCAACUUGUUCUGUGGUAUCGCCGUCGGAAUUGUGGGCUCUGGUGCUGCUCUUGCUGAUGCAGCUAAUGCUGCCCUAUUCGUCAAAAUCUUAAUUGUGGAGAUUUUCGGAUCAGCCAUUGGUCUAUUUGGUCUUAUUGUUGGUAUCUACAUGACAUCAAAGGUCAAAAUGGGCAACCAGUAAUUUAAGAAUAAAGUAAAACUUGAAUCUAAGUUGUAUGCCAGCACUGGAUGUACCAGCCUUGACCCAACCUUGCAAACAGUGUCCAGUGCCCAUUGAAUACUUACUGACACCGAGAAGCUUCAAGUUAUAUCAUAAUAGCAGUGUUGAACUUGUGUAUGUUUCCUGCCUACACUUUGUUGAUGUGUAUUAAUGUAAAUUAUUUUUUUAAUCUUAAUGAUCAAUAAAUAUCUGAUCUUAGCACCUCAUAGCAAAGUAGUUUAUACGUAAAAUUAAAGUAUUUUGAUGUUAUACCUGUACUAUAAAGUUAAAUUCUGUUAUUUACUAUAUUAUGGCAUUUUGUGCUAAGAUUGCAGAUAUUUGAGCAAUGAGGUUUGGAUUGUAUUGCAGUAUUUUAUUGACAACUUUUUAAUAACCUAACGAGAUUGUGAUGUAUUGAUCCAUAACAGUGUCAUUUCAACAUCAGGUGUUGAAAUGACUAGGUACACAUUUUCAUAGUUUCUGUGGCCUAAUAUGUCGUUCUGCCUUGACAUAACAUAGAUGUUGUGCCUAGUCAUUUAUAAGGCUUAUACAUUCCAUAAAACCUUGUUUCAAGUUUUGUAAAAGCUUUGAUUGGUCAGUCUGUAACCCCAUAUUAUACAUAGUAAUAAAUUAUAAUGUACAUAAACUUCGUAUUUGGCGUACAGUUAUUUUCCAUUGGACACGGAUCUAGUCGAGGGGCAACAUUGCCCCGGUAAUGACUGUAAUUAUGAAGCACAAAGUUUAACUUAGAACAUAAUAGAAAUAUCAAUUAGAGCAUAUUAUGUUUCAUCACACUAAGAUUUCGCCAUAUGAACUGUGUCUUCAUGGAAAAUAUCGAAAUUGUUAUAAAUGUUCUGUAUAGGUAAAGCGCUGUUUGAUGUUUCCCUUUAUUAUAAAAUCAUGUUGUAAUGCCCAAUUGUAAAUAUUAGUUUGCUUUCCCUUACUAAUUUAUUGUAUGUACUUGUAAAUUCAUCUGCAUAUACUUACUAUUAGAAGAGUUAAUGCCAUCUGGCAUAUCAAUUUAUACUGACAUUGGCUAUUAGGCAGUGUUCACGUUUCGGAACAAAACGAUCGAGAAAGUAUUAUAUCAGUCUAUAAAACAGUUAACUGAUGUAAUUCUAAGUUAAAUAUAUUUUAUUUGUGCAAAUGUAGAUAUUAUGUAUGUUGAUGAAUAAAUAGAUAAAAAGUU